AUGUCACUUACCAAAGAAAAUGAUUCAACAACUCCUGAAGAUGAACAGCGUUUAGUCAACAUUAAAAAUAAACCAGAUCUUUCACAAAUGUAUAAUUUAUAUGAUUUUGAAUAUGUUGCAAGAAAUACUAUACCUAGUACUGCUUGGAAUUUUUAUAGUACAGGUGCUGAUGAUGAAAUAACAUUAAGAGAAAAUCAUGCAAGUUAUCAUCGUUUAUUUUUUAAACCUAGAGUUAUGCGUGAUGUUUCAAAAAUUGAAACUUGGACAACUUUAUUAGGUAAAAGAACUUCAGCUCCAUUUUAUAUUAGUGCAACUGGGUUUGGAAAGUUAGGUCAUCCAGAUGGUGAAUUGAAUUUAACAAGAGCUGCCGGUAAAGAAGAUGUUGUUCAAAUGGUUGGUACUUUAGCAAGUAUUCCAUUCGAUGAUUUAGCAGAUGCUCGAAUUGAUGGACAAACUCAAUGGUAUCAAUUAUAUGUUAAUUCAGAUAGGGAAUUAACUAAAAGAACGAUUGAAAAUGUUGAGAAAAGAGGAUGUAAAGGUAUAUUCAUUACAGUUGAUGCACCACAAGCAGGUAAUCGUGAAAAAGAUAUGAGAUCAAAAACUAUUGAUCAAGAUGUUAAAGUUGCAGGUGGAGAACAUAAUGAUCGUUCACAUGGUGUGUCAGUAGCAGUUACUUCAUAUAUUGAUCCAACUUUAAAUUGGGAGGAUUUAGUUUGGAUUAAAACAAUUACAAAAUUACCAAUUUUAUUGAAAGGUAUACAAACAGCAGAAGAUGCAGUCUUAGCAGCACAAUAUGGAUGUCAUGGUAUUGUUUUAACAAAUCAUGGUGGUAGACAAUUAGAUUUUUCAAGAGCUCCACUUGAAGUUUUAAUGGAAGUCAUGCCAGCAUUAAAAGAAAAAAAUUUAGAUAAAAAUUUUGAAGUUUUUAUUGAUGGUGGUGUAAGAAGAGGUACUGAUAUUUUAAAAGCACUUUGUCUUGGUGCAAAAGGUGUUGGAAUUGGUAGACCAUUUUUAUAUGCUAUGUCAACUUAUGGAGUUGAAGGGGUUCAAAAAGCCAUUCAACUUUUAAAAAGUGAAUUAGUAUCAAGUAUGAGAUUAUUAGGAGUUACUUCAAUAGAUCAAUUAGGUCCACAAUAUAUUGAUCAUAAUUCAUUUUUCAGUAGAUCUGUUCCAGCUGAUAAAUUAUUUGAUAAAGUUUAUCAACCAUUGGCUAAUCCUCCAUUUAAAUCAGAAGCUAGAUUAUAA
Molecule: messenger RNA, 1245 nt
Organism: Lodderomyces jiufengensis
Lineage: Eukaryota; Fungi; Ascomycota; Pichiomycetes; Serinales; Debaryomycetaceae
Exons: 1
Coding region: 1-1245 (414 amino acids)
Biological process (GO): lactate metabolic process
Molecular function (GO): L-lactate dehydrogenase (cytochrome) activity; FMN binding
Source: RefSeq, a predicted model, not a curated record